CCCAGUUUUCCAUGGCAAACAGUAAAGAGUAGAUUGUGAUUUUUGUGUGUGCCCCCACACCACACAUGCAGCUGUCUCCAGCCCAUUUCCCUCCUCCUCCUCCUCACUCUUUAUAACCCCACUUACCUUCUCUCUCGAUUCCCCACCCGCGCCGCCUCAGCCUCAACCGCCGCACCGCCGUCGGCAACGCCCGUUCCCAUCACAACCCAUUACUCCCACUCCCUGUAUUACCAAAAUGUCGCUGCCCCAGCCACCCCAUUUCCUCGUUUUCCUCUUACUCUCCCUGCUCAUCACUCUCAUCCACUGCUCCGGCGCCGCAGAUCAAACCCUAGACGUCCAUUACGUCAAUCCCAAGCUCCCACCCAGAUCUAUCUCCUCCUCCAAGAAAUUCGAGGGCUCUUCCGACCUGGUCCACCUCCGGUACCACAUGGGCCCCGUCCUCUCCUCCACCAUCAAGAUCUACCUCAUCUGGUACGGCAACUGGUCCUCCCACGACCAGCUCCUCAUCAAGGACUUCCUACUCUCCAUCUCCUCCUCCCGCCGCGCCGCCCCCUCACCCUCCGUCGCUGAGUGGUGGCGCACCGCCUCCCUCUACACCGACCAGACCGGCGCCAACGUCUCCCGCUCCGUCCUCAUCGCCGGCGAGUACUCCGACCGCCGCUACUCCCACGGCACCCAGCUCACCCGCCUCUCCAUCCAGCAGGUCAUCGCCUCCGCCGUCCGCUCCGCCGGCUUCCCCGUCGAGCACCGCAACGGCAUCUACCUCGUCCUCACCUCCGACAACGUCGCCGUCCAGGACUUCUGCCGGGCGGUGUGCGGCUUCCAUUACUUCACAUUCCCGGCGAUGGUGGGGUACACGCUGCCGUACGCUUGGGUGGGGAACUCCGGGAAGCAGUGCCCGGAGGUGUGCGCGUAUCCGUUCGCGAUUCCGGGCUACAUGGGCGGAAGGGGAGUGGGAGCGCUGGCGCCGCCCAACGGCAACGUAGGGGUGGACGGGAUGAUCAGCGUGAUCGGGCACGAGCUGGCGGAGCUGGCGACGAAUCCGCUGAUAAACGCGUGGUACGCGGGGGAGGACCCGACGGCGCCGACGGAGAUAGGGGACCUGUGCGAGGGGCUGUACGGGACGGGAGGGGGUGGGGGUUACAUCGGUCAGGUGAUGAGGGACGGGAAGGGGAGGACAUUCAAUGUGAGAGGGCAGAGGCAGAGGAAGUUUCUGGUUCAGUGGAUUUGGAAUCCGGUGCUGCAGGCUUGCGCGGGUCCUAAUGCCAUAGAUUAAUUAAUUCAUCUCAAAUUUUUCUAUAGUUCAUCAAUUAAUUUGUUUGAAUUCAGUUGUUUUUGUUGUAUUGUAUGCGAAUGAUGCUGCAGAAUUCAAGAAUGGAGAUAUUUUAUUUCUUCUUC
Molecule: messenger RNA, 1398 nt
Organism: Malania oleifera
Lineage: Eukaryota; Viridiplantae; Streptophyta; Magnoliopsida; Santalales; Ximeniaceae
Product: protein EXORDIUM-like 5
Exons: 1
Coding region: 236-1276 (346 amino acids)
Source: RefSeq, a predicted model, not a curated record